Messenger RNA from Blastocystis hominis, 1018 nucleotides. RefSeq lists its product as hypothetical. The transcript is spliced from 7 exons. NCBI's taxonomy places the organism in Eukaryota, Bigyra, Opalinata, Blastocystidae. The coding region runs from base 1 to 1017 and encodes 338 amino acids. The record is from RefSeq and is a predicted model, not a curated record. Gene Ontology annotation, molecular function: L-malate dehydrogenase (NAD+) activity. Gene Ontology annotation, biological process: malate metabolic process; tricarboxylic acid cycle; oxaloacetate metabolic process.
AUGAAGUGUCUUCGUGUGGUCGUUUCUGGAGCAGCAGGAUUGAUUGGAUAUAGUUUGAGUGGCUUGCUCGGAGAUGGUACCGUUUUUGGAACGGAUCGGCUUGUCGAAUUGGUUUUGCACGAUAUCCCUCGUUGCGAACAAAAGCUGGUAGCUCUGAAAGCGGAGUUGGAGGACUGUGCUUUCCCUUAUGUAUCAAGUAUCGAGUUCUUUACGGAUCCUCUCAAUGCCUUCCGUGACGCAGAUAUUGUGUUUUUCCUUGCAAGUCUGCCUCUGACUGGACCCGACCGAGCCAGUCUCCUUGAGAAGAACAUCAAUAUCUACAUCGAAUUCGGAAAAGCUCUGGAACAAGUCGCUUCCCGCACGUGCAAGUCGAUCGUGGUCGCCAAUCCUGCCAACACGCUCGCCUACGUCCUCAUGCAGACCGCUCCUUCUAUCCCUCGUUCGAACUUCGCCGCUUUGAACCGCACCGACCACAAUCGCACGCGUUCUCUCACGCUCGACGCGUGCCGCAAGGCCUACGAUGCCUCUCUGCAGCUCUCCGACCUCUCCGACACCUUCGUCUGGGGAAACCAUGGAAACACCAUGUUCGCCGACUUGACCCACGCGAAAAUCCGUGGGAUCCCACUGAUGGAGGCCAUUCCGGACCGCGAAUUGUGGGAGAAGACGCUGCCCGAGCAGGUGGAACGACGUGGCUGGGUUUUGAUGGAGCUGCGAGGCGGAGUGUCGAGUGUUCUGUCGGUGGCGAGAGCGAGCGUGGAUGUGGCUCGUGACUGGUGUUUGGGAACGAAUGGGAAACGAAUCACGAUGGCGGUGUGCAGCGAUGGGAACUGCUACGGCGUGGAGGAGGGACUGAUCUUUGGAAUGCCGGUCGUGUGUGAGAAUGGAGAGUGGAAAUGCGUGGAGGGACUGAAGAUCGCGGAGAACGUCCGAAAACACAUCGAGAUUACGACUCAGGAUCUGAAGAAGGAGGUGGAGAUUGCGGAUGCGGCGAUUGAACGUGCGAAGAAUAAUAACUAAA